AUCGAAAUCAGUCACUCAAUAAAAUUCAAUGGAAUAAGUAGAAAACUACGCAACUCGUGUAAUUUACAGAUAAAACGUUAUAUUGGUGUCUAACUAUGAUAUGACAAAUCUGGUGAUAAAAGGACAAUAGUGACGGUUAUAAGCAAUGGCUGAUUACAGUGCUAAAUGUUUGCACCGUUUUCUCCGUGCCUCCUUGGGAUUUCUGCUUCUGGCACAACUAGCGCAAUACGUCCCCUCGGCGACCGCUGAAGGACACUGCACGUGGUACGGCGUGUGUGACGCGCCUUACAACUGCGCUUAUAAUGGCACGGCUAAACCUAUACCCGAAAAAAACAAGUGGGUUCUCGAGAAAUACUGCCCCCAAUACCUCGGUGGCAACGUCUGCUGCAACAACGACCAGCUAAAGGACUUCGCAGACAAGAUCAAAACAGCUGAACAGCUGGUGUCGAGGUGUCCGACAUGCUUCAACAACUUUUUGAAGCAUAUCUGCGCUAUUACGUGCUCGCCGACACAGAGCGACUUCUUAGUUGCUAAGACUGUCGCCCCCACCAAAAAUGGAACGGCGCUCAAUGUUGUUGAGUUGGACUACUAUCUGUCUGCUACAUACAAGGAGGCCACAUACAACUCGUGUAAACAGGUGCAAAUGCCUUCAGCCAACAAGUUGGCAAUGGAUUUCCUGUGCCUGAAGUACGGCGCUCAGCGCUGCACAGCGCAACGCUGGUUCGAGUUCAUGGGCACUAAGGGCCCGUUCGUGCCCUUCCAGAUUAACUACAUCGAGGUCGUGCCUAACGCAAACUAUACGUUGUUCAACCCGCCUACCCUUCCUUGCAGUGUUGGGUUGACUAAGGACACGCCAGGUUGUUCGUGCCUGGACUGCGACGACGCGUGCCCCGCGCCGCGCCCCGCGCCCGCGCCGCCCAAGCCCUUCAGCAUCCACGGCGCGGACGGCUACGCGGUCAUCAUGGCCAUCGUCUUCGUCAUCUUCACCUCGCUCUUCCUCAGCGGCGUCUACUGCUGCAACCAGGGCGAGAACACUGUCGACGGGUGGCGCGGCGACCGGCGCGGCGGCGGCCCCGAGACCAGCCCGCUGCACAGUCACAGGUCUAGUGUGGCCUCAGACAAUGAGCAAGAGAUGGCGACCAAUCCCCGCUCCAUUGACCAGCCUGAUGGCUUACAAGAAGCUACCUUCUUUGAGAAACUUGGAGCAGAUACGGAAACCAAAUUGGAAGACUUCUUCCAAUGGUGGGGUUACCACAUGGCGUCGAAACCUUGGAUCGUACUUUUUGCCGGUCUCUGUGUGGUCGUGGGUCUCGGUCACGGCAUCUACUACAUGCAAGUGACAACCAACCCAGUCGAGCUCUGGGCCUCACCAACCUCCCGCUCUCGUAUAGAGAGAGAAUACUUCGACUCGCACUUCGAACCCUUCUACCGGACUGAGAUGGUCAUUAUUAGCGCUAAGGGCCUGCCAAAGAUUGAGUAUGUCGAUGAGUUUAACGAGACCACGACUUUUGGCGCCGUGUUCAAUUCCACCUUCAUGCUAGAGGUGUACGAAUUGCAGAAGAGAAUUAUGGACCUCGGCAACACGUCUCGCCUAGAAAACGUAUGCUUCGCUCCGCUCGCGUCGGCCAUCAACCCUACCGUCACCGCGGACAAGUGCGCCAUUCAGAGCGUCUGGGGAUGGUUCCAGAACGAUCCAGAAGAUAACUUCGAUGUAGAGAAUAAUGCGUACUUGGGCAAGAUCUUGAAGUGCACACAAAACGCCUACGAUCCCGACUGUCUCUCCACGUACAACGGUCCUGUACUGCCGGCCGUCGCUUUGGGUGGUUUCUUGGCUCCUGGCGAACAACUUACUGCUCAGUCUCGUUUCCACGAGGCCACGGCUCUUAUCCUGACCUUUUUGGUCAACAACAAACAUGACAAAGCCAAGCUGGGCCCAGCGCUUGAAUGGGAGAAAGACUUCAUCACAUUCAUGACCAACUACACCAAAAACGAGAUGCCUCCGUACAUGGACAUCGCAUACACCUCCGAACGGUCCAUCGAAGACGAACUAUACAAAGAAUCUCAGUCCGAUGUGUCUACUAUACUUGUGUCGUAUUUUAUAAUGUUCGCCUAUAUCGCUAUAUCUCUUGGACGCUUCACAACUUGUGCGAGGUUGCUGAUUGACAGUAAAGUCACUCUUGGUCUUGGAGGCGUCCUCAUAGUACUCGCGUCCGUAGUCUGCUCCAUCGGUCUCUUCGGCUAUGUCGGUGUGGCCGCCACACUUAUCAUUGUCGAAGUCAUUCCCUUCUUGGUGUUGGCUGUGGGAGUCGACAAUAUCUUCAUCCUGGUACAAACUGCGCAGAGAGAGCCGAGGAGACAGGAUGAGACUGCAGCUCAACAUAUCGGGAGAACGCUGGGACAAGUCGGACCCUCAAUGUUCCUGACAUCCAUCUCUGAAUCCGUCUGCUUCUUCCUCGGAGCCCUGAGCGACAUGCCGGCCGUGCGCGCCUUCGCGCUGUACGCCGCUGUGGCGUUGUUAGUGGACUUCCUGCUGCAAGUCACAUGCUUUGUAGCCCUCAUGGCUAUUGACACUAAGCGACAGAACGCUAACAGAUUUGACGUAUUCUGCUGCGUGCAAGGCAGCAAAGUGGACAUGCCAGAUGCGUACGACGGACUUCUGUACAACUUGUUCAAACAUGUAUACGUGCCUUUCCUCAUGAAGCGGGAAGUCAGAGCUUCCGUCAUGAUUAUAUUCUUCGCGUGGCUUUGCUCUUCUGUAGCAGUCGCACCACACAUAGAAAUCGGUCUCGACCAAGAACUCUCCAUGCCCCACGACAGUUUCCAAACAAAGUACUUCCAGCACCUCAACAAAUACCUCAACAUCGGCCCGCCAGUGUACUUCGUCGUCACAGAAGGAACCAAUGGAAUAGACUAUUCGGAUAAGGAUAUUCAGAACAUGAUAUGUGGCACUAGGUUCUGUAACGACGACAGUGUUGCUAUGCAGAUAUAUUCAGCAUACCGCACACAGAACGAGACCUACGUUGGUCAGCCGGCCAAUUCUUGGCUGGAUGAUAUGUUCGACUGGUCCGAUGGCGACAAAUGCUGCUACAAAUACAAAAACGGCAGCUUCUGUCCGCACGACGUCGCUAUACUGACGGGCAACUGCGAACCGUGUAACAUACCUCUCGUCCCCCCCGAACAACGACCCAGCCCCAGCGACUUCGACCGCUACGUGUCCUUCUUCCUCCGCGACAACCCCGACAGCGACUGCCCCAAAGGCGGCCACGCGGCCUACGCGCAAGCCGUCAACUACAAAACUAGAAUCAUCAACAAGACAGAAUCCAGCGAAGUCGGCGCCACCUACUACCAAACCUACCACACUGUACUAAAAACUAGCUCAGACUACUACUCGGCACUAAAAGCGGCUAGAAAUGUAGCAGCCAACUUAACGUACACCAUAAACUCCAAGUUAAAGGAGCAAGGGAAGAAUACGACGGUGAAUGUGUUCCCGUAUUCGGUGUUCUACGUGUUCUAUGAGCAGUAUUUGACGAUGUGGCCCGAUACGCUGAAGAGUAUGGGCAUUAGUGUGCUGUCCAUAUUUAUCGUGACCUUCAUCUUGAUGGGUUUCGAUCUCUUCUCGGCUUUGGUGGUAGUAAUAACGAUCACUAUGAUCGUAGUCAAUAUAGGAGGGCUUAUGUAUUGGUGGGGUAUUAGUUUGAAUGCAGUGUCACUAGUCAAUUUGGUAAUGGCCGUGGGUAUAGCGGUAGAGUUCUGCUCGCACCUCGUGCACAGCUUCAGCGUGUCUGCCGGGGCGUCGCGCGUGGCCCGCGCCAGCGCCGCGCUCACGCGCAUGGGCUCCUCCGUGCUCAGCGGCAUCACGCUCACCAAGUUCGGCGGCAUCAUCGUGCUGGCCACCGCCAACAGUCAGAUAUUCCAGGUGUUCUACUUCCGAAUGUACCUGGGCAUCGUGCUAUUCGGUGCGGCGCACGGACUCAUAUUCCUGCCAGUCAUGCUCAGCUAUAUAGGCAUAACCCGAAAUCGGCGGGGCCGCUGGCGCGUGUCCCGGCGCUACGGCACCUACGGCAGUCUAGACGAGUCCGAGCCGCAAGCGCACACCAGCGGGUCUAUCAACCCGCUCACCAAUGAGAUGUAGGUCUACACACGGUCACUGAGGUCUACACCAAUGAGGUGUAAGUUUACACACGGUAACCAAUGAAGUGUAGAUCACCUCACAGAUAUGUAGACAUUUUACGAAACUCACUCACACGCUCACCAUUGAGACUCGACAGUUGAAACUCAGUAAAUCGACAGAUGUAGGUAGCUUGAUGUUUCUAAGAUAUGGCUCUGCACUUGCUUGGAUAGUUGAAGCUGAAUGACCUGAUCUGAAGAUUCAGAGAAUAGGUUACACCUAUGCAAGAAAAUAUUACGUACGUACCAACAAGGUACAGGUAAGGCGGGGCAAGGUA
Leguminivora glycinivorella is the source of this 4445-nucleotide messenger RNA. It is a transcript of the gene Npc1a, whose product is annotated as NPC intracellular cholesterol transporter 1. The transcript is spliced from 23 exons. Gene Ontology annotation, cellular component: membrane. Bases 146 to 4132 code for a protein of 1328 amino acids. The record is from RefSeq and is a predicted model, not a curated record. Gene Ontology annotation, molecular function: lipid carrier activity. NCBI's taxonomy places the organism in Eukaryota, Metazoa, Arthropoda, Insecta, Lepidoptera, Tortricidae.